Messenger RNA from Micromonas pusilla CCMP1545, 1590 nucleotides. RefSeq lists its product as uncharacterized. NCBI's taxonomy places the organism in Eukaryota, Viridiplantae, Chlorophyta, Mamiellophyceae, Mamiellales, Mamiellaceae. The record is from RefSeq and is a predicted model, not a curated record. The coding region runs from base 1 to 1590 and encodes 529 amino acids. The transcript has a single exon.
AUGGCGCAAAACAACGGGUUCUUGUGCAAUGUGGCGAGCUACAGCACGAUGGUAUGGUACGACACCGCCGCGGCGUCUAACACGGUCACGAUGGAGUUCAUGACGCCGAUAAACCACGCCACGAACGGCAUGCUUCUUUGCUCCACCGCGACCGGGCAUUCGUGGACGCGCGCAGCCGGGGGGACGACUGACUUCGGCGUGACGUCGCUGAAAUCCGGCGGCGACCAGCUCGCGACCGCGGCGACGACGUCGACGUCCAACUCAGACGCGAACGCGGCGGUGUGGAACCACCGAGCCGUCGAAGUCGGCGUCGCCGCGGACGUCCUCGGCACGGACUCGUACUACGCGUCGUCGUACAGCCGCGCGAGGUACGACGACAUCACCCUCGACGCGGUCGGGACGUCCACGACCGGGCUGUUCCAAGACCCGGUGUGGACGACGACGGAGGACGCGCGUCUGACCGCGUCGAGCGCGGUGAUCACGAACAUCGACGCAGCGUCCACCUCGAGCGCGAAGGUUGCCCAGAUGCAGACGCUCGCGGAGUUGAACCGCGCGAACGGUAACUGCGCGCUCCUGACCGGGUCGUGGACGGCGAACACGCGGUACGAGCUGGUGUUCACGGUCCCGAACCCGACGCAGGCGAGCGGGGCGACGAAUUUAGGGUGGUGGAUGGCGCCGAUAUCGUACGCCAAAGAGGCGACCACGGAGGCUGACGGCGCCGGCGGCUCGAUCGCGACGUCGAGAAUCACGUACACCGUCCACGGGCACAAGCACGGGAGCGUGUGCACGACGCGGUACACGGUGGCGACGGCGUUGGGGACGGUAGAACCGACACCCAGCGGCGCGGGGACGACGAUAACGGACUGCACGGCGGCGCCGUACUCCGCUUCGACGCACGCGUUCGGGAGCACGUUCGUCACCACGGGCGCGUGCGUCGCGUGCACGGGCGUCGGCGGCACGCUCGGCGCGGGGGCCCCCGCGACGGCGUGCACGUGUCCUUCGACGAAGACGACGCUCGUGGCGGGUCCGAACGCGUGCGGGAACAACUGGAGCCCGUUGGGGACGGCAACCUCCGUCGCGACGCUCGCGGCGGAGCUGUGCACGUCGUUCACGGCGAUAAAAACCGCGCUCGCGAACGGUCCCGCGUCGGCGGCGACCACGGGCGUCGGCGGCGGCGCCUCCGCGGGCGCGCACGCGGUCGCGAAUGCGCACCUGGACGCGUUCAUCGACGCCGCGGGGCCGCUCGCGGACAGGCAGGACGUCAUCGCCGCGAACGUGACGUACCGAGCGAGCAUGAUGUACGACGAACGCGCGUCGAACGACCCUUCGCGGAAACGCGGGUUGUGGCCAAACUGCGCGAGCGGGUGCGACGAUUACGGACGAUACACGGACGCGUCCGGGAACACGGGGACGACCGCGGAGGUGAUCGACGUGCAGUUCGACGCGGUGCACGCGCUGAGGCUGAUUGGGUACGUGCUGAAUUUGAAAGGGUACUCGUGCACGGCGCUGUACGACUCGACGCAGACGGAGCCGAGCAUCUACGGGUCGUACGACGCGGAGCCGCUGUGCGACGCGUCCGUGCCGUCGUGA